Molecule: messenger RNA, 3288 nt
Organism: Calidris pugnax (ruff)
Lineage: Eukaryota; Metazoa; Chordata; Aves; Charadriiformes; Scolopacidae
Gene: ITGA10
Product: integrin alpha 10
Exons: 22
Coding region: 1-3288 (1095 amino acids)
Biological process (GO): cell-matrix adhesion; cell adhesion mediated by integrin; integrin-mediated signaling pathway
Cellular component (GO): integrin complex; external side of plasma membrane
Molecular function (GO): integrin binding
Source: RefSeq, a predicted model, not a curated record
AUGGGACGAGCGGUGACACCCACCCCCAAAAAAAGUCCCAACACCCCCAACCUCACAUCGGGGUCCCCCGAGGAGAAGACCCGGGCUUGCGCCCCACUUUGGUCCCAGGAGUGUGGCACCUCCCUCUUCAGCACCGGCAUCUGCGCCCGGUUGGAUGAGGACCUGCGGCCGGUGGGGACCAUCGCGCCCACGGCUCAGCGUUGCUCCACCUACAUGGACAUCGUCAUCGUCCUGGACGGCUCCAACAGCAUCUACCCCUGGUACGAGGUGCAGAACUUCCUCAGCAACAUCCUCAGCAAGUUCUUCAUCGGGCCAGGACAGAUCCAGGUGGGGGUGCUGCAGUACGGGGAGGAGGUGGUGCACGAGUGGGUGCUGGGCCGGUACCGCACGGCGGAGGAGGUGGUGGAGGCGGCCAAGAACAUCAGCCGGCAGGAGGGCAGGGAGACACGCACCGCCCUCGCCAUCCACCGGGCAUGCGCGGAAGCCUUCAGCCCCGAGCGGGGCGGGCGGGCGGACGCCACGAGGCUGAUGAUCGUGGUGACGGACGGGGAGUCCCACGACGGCGAGGAGCUGCCCGAGGCUCUGGCCGAGUGCGAGGAGCGCAACGUCACCCGCUACGCCAUCGCGGUGCUGGGUCACUACCUCCGCCGGCAGCAGGACCCCGAGGAUUUCAUCCGGGAGAUCAAGUACAUCGCCAGCGACCCCGACGAGAAGUUCUUCUUCAACGUCACCGACGAGGCCGCCCUCAACGACAUCGUGGACGCCUUGGGUGACCGUAUCUUCAGCCUGGAAGGCACUCAUGGAUACAACGAGAGCUCCUUCGAGCUGGAGAUGUCCCAAAUUGGCUUCUCCGUCCACCUCCUGGAGGAUGGGAUCCUUUUUGGAACGGUGGGAGCCUACGACUGGGACGGGGCCGUGCUGGAGGAGAGCCGGCGCGGCCGCAUCGUCCCCCCCCGCAAAGCCUUCCAGCAGGAAUUCCCCCUGGAGCUGAAGAAUCACGCGGCUUAUUUGGGUUACGCCGUCUCCUCGCUGCGUCUCCCCGACGGGCAGCGCCUCUACGUGGCCGGGGCCCCCCGUUUCCAGCACAAGGGCAAGGUCAUCCUCUUCCAGAUGGACACCACGGGGACCGUGAGGGUGGCCCAGGCGCUGACGGGGGAGCAGAUCGGCUCCUACUUCGGCAGCGAGGUGUGUCCCCUGGACGUGGAGGGGGACGGGGUCACCGACGUGCUGCUGGUGGCAGCUCCCAUGUACCUGGGUGCCCAGAGCAGGGAGACGGGGCGGGUGUACCUCUACAGAGUGGGGCAGCAGCUCCUGGCCCCCGCCGGCACCCUGCACGCCGACAAGAAGCCGCAGGACUCCCGCUUCGGCUACGCCCUGGCUGCCGUGCCCGACCUCAACCACGAUGGCCUCAACGACGUGGUGGUGGGGGCUCCUCUGGAGGACGGGCACCGGGGGGCCGUCUACGUCUACCACGGCGCCCCGGGCACCCUCCUGCCCCAUUACAAGCAGCGCAUCGAGGGGGCGGCGCUGGGUCCCACCCUCAGUUAUUUCGGGCGCAGCCUGGAUGGACGGUUGGACAUGGAUGGGGACGGGCUGGUGGACCUGGCCGUGGGGGCUCAGGGGGCGGCCGUGCUGCUGCGCUCCCGCCAGAUCGUCCAGGUCAACACGUCGCUGACGGUGGAGCCACCGGCCAUCAACGUCAUCCAGAAGAACUGCCAACGCGGCGGCACCGGCGCCGUCUGCCUCCGCGCCAGGGUCUGCUUCCGCGCCGGGACCCGCGCCCGGGGCCAGCGGGACAGGGACAUCGAGCUCCGGUACAACGUGUCCCUGGAGGAGAAGACCCCAGGAGCUCGAGCUGCCUUCGACUCGGGCGCCCGGCGGCUGCUGCAGCGGCGCCUGGAGCUCUCCCUGGGGAGACAGAGCUGCCUCCGCUUCCCCUUCCACGUCCUGGACACCACGGACUAUCUGCGACCCCUCAGCUUCACGGUGAGGUUGGCCAUGGCCGAAUCCACGGGGCCGGUGUUGGAUGAGGCGUCCCCCACCACCAUCCGGAAACUGAUCCCCUUCUUCAAGGACUGUGGGGAGGAUGAUGAGUGUGUCACGGACCUGGUGCUCAAGGCCACCAUGGACAUCGCAGGCUCCAGGCAGAGCCCCCACGUCCUGCGCAAGGGCAGGAGGAAAGUGGUGGUGGACGUGGUCCUGGAGAACAAGAAGGAGAACGCCUACAACGCCAGCCUGCUCCUCCGCUUCUCCAGCAACCUCCACUUCUCCAGCCUCGUGCUCCAGGACACCAGCUCGGUGAAGCUGGAGUGCACGGCGCUGGCCGGUCACCGCCGGCUCUGCAGCGUUGGCUACCCCGUCUUCCGCUCACUGGCCAAGCUCCGGUACAACGUGUCCCUGGAGGAGAAGACCCCAGGAGCUCGAGCUGCCUUCGACUCGGGCGCCCGGCGGCUGCUGCAGCGGCGCCUGGAGCUCUCCCUGGGGAGACAGAGCUGCCUCCGCUUCCCCUUCCACGUCCUGGUGAGAGGGACCUCCCUGGGACAUGGGUGGCCUUUUCCACCCCCCCUCCCCACCCCCAGCAGCAUAGUCCCAGAGCUCCGGUACAACGUGUCCCUGGAGGAGAAGACCCCAGGAGCUCGAGCUGCCUUCGACUCGGGCGCCCGGCGGCUGCUGCAGCGGCGCCUGGAGCUCUCCCUGGGGAGACAGAGCUGCCUCCGCUUCCCCUUCCACGUCCUGGACACCACGGACUAUCUGCGACCCCUCAGCUUCACGGUGAGGUUGGCCAUGGCCGAAUCCACGGGGCCGGUGUUGGAUGAGGCGUCCCCCACCACCAUCCGGAAACUGGUGGGUGCUGGUGGGGGUGGUGGGAUCCAAGAUCACCCCCCACUGUCCCCCUCCGUGGUGCUUCCAGCCUUGGGAUCACACCCCGGCUCCUUCCAGAUCCCCUUCUUCAAGGACUGUGGGGAGGAUGAUGAGUGUGUCACGGACCUGGUGCUCAAGGCCACCAUGGACAUCGCAGGCUCCAGGCAGAGCCCCCACGUCCUGCGCAAGGGCAGGAGGAAAGUGGUGGUGGACGUGGUCCUGGAGAACAAGAAGGAGAACGCCUACAACGCCAGCCUGCUCCUCCGCUUCUCCAGCAACCUCCACUUCUCCAGCCUCGUGCUCCAGGACACCAGCUCGGUGAAGCUGGAGUGCACGGCGCUGGCCGGUCACCGCCGGCUCUGCAGCGUUGGCUACCCCGUCUUCCGCUCACUGGCCAAGGUAGGGGACCAAGUCCCCCCCCCUUGA